UCACUGUAGUUUAACAAUGACCCGAAAACAUAUUUUUCUCAAUUUCACUGUUACUAUCCUAAAACUGUCAUUCUUGUGGCCUUCUAAUGACAAUUACGAUCAGUGGAGGCUUGUCAAAGACGCCUCCUUGAUUGUGUCACUGAUGCCGUGCGCUCUGCCUAUUCUAGCCCACUUUGUUUUGCAAAUCACCGGUGAUGUUUACAACAUGGUCACAAUAACCGAAAACUUGAUCGCUCUGAUUUGCAUCAUUGGCAUGAUUUACAUGACCAUAUGUUUUGUCAAAAACCGAAAACUUGUCAAAACCCUUGUCAAAAACCUCCCAGCUUUCACCAAAUAUAGCAAAACAACCGAUAUCAUUUUAACGGACAAAAAAGCCAACUUGUACACAAAAAUAUUCGUUUUUUACGGAGUCAUUGGCAAUGUUGUGUACAUGAUAAUGCCGUAUUUGAAUAUCGAAAAGUGUCAACAACGUCAAAAUAAUGACGUUCCGUGUGGUCUAGUGACUCGUUGUUGGUUCCCAUUCAAAUUUGACUAUAGCCCAGUUUUUGAAAUUGUUUUCGUCCACCAAUUCUACACUUGCUUGAUGGUUUCGGUCAUUAUUUUGGAUUUGACAAUGUUGAUUUGUGGGUUUUUGAUGCAUAUUACGAACCAGUUGAAACAUUUGCGGGGUUUUAUUAAACGGUUCGAUUGUUCGAGCCAAAAAAUUGCAGAGGAUGUCAUCUACUGUGUCAAGUUUCACACCGCAAUCAUCACAUACUCUGAAAAAACAAACGAAGCGUUCGGCACCAUGAUGAUGCUCCACAUCACACUAACAUCUCUUGUUAUCAGUGCGCUAGGUUUCGAGAUUUUAAUUGUGGACAACUUCAAUGAUUCUUUACGAUUCACUUUACAUCUCCUCGGAUGGUUGGUGUUACUUCUACUGAUUUGUUACUACGGACAACUUCUAAUAGACGAAAGCAUUGCAGUCGCUGAAGAUAUUUAUUACGUGCCUUGGCAUUUAGCACCAGUUGAUGUGCAAAAAGACAUCUACAUGAUUUUAAUGCGAUCGCAAAAACCUCUAACUCUCAAUGCUGCAAAUAUUGGAGUGAUGUCUUUCCCGACCUUUCUUCGUGUCAUCAGUUCGGCGUAUUCUUACUUCACUUUGUUGCUUAAUAUAAAAUCGUAAAGGGAAUAUGUAAUUGUAGUAGAUAGACAACUAGUAAUACACACUUGCAUCACA
This is a messenger RNA of Tribolium castaneum (red flour beetle), 1219 nucleotides long. RefSeq names its product odorant receptor 49b. The transcript has 5 exons. Gene Ontology annotation, molecular function: odorant binding; olfactory receptor activity. The record is from RefSeq and is a predicted model, not a curated record. NCBI's taxonomy places the organism in Eukaryota, Metazoa, Arthropoda, Insecta, Coleoptera, Tenebrionidae. Gene Ontology annotation, cellular component: plasma membrane. Gene Ontology annotation, biological process: detection of chemical stimulus involved in sensory perception of smell; sensory perception of smell. The coding region runs from base 17 to 1165 and encodes 382 amino acids.